Morus notabilis is the source of this 1515-nucleotide messenger RNA. Its product is annotated as U5 small nuclear ribonucleoprotein 40 kDa protein. The coding region runs from base 108 to 1145 and encodes 345 amino acids. Lineage: Eukaryota; Viridiplantae; Streptophyta; Magnoliopsida; Rosales; Moraceae. The record is from RefSeq and is a predicted model, not a curated record. Gene Ontology annotation, molecular function: RNA binding; protein binding. The transcript is spliced from 2 exons. Gene Ontology annotation, cellular component: catalytic step 2 spliceosome.
CGGUUAAGCAGUGGAAGUUGUAGAAGAACCUCCGUCCCUCUAGGGUUUACCAUAAAAAGGGCCCUCACUCUUACAGAUUCUGCUCUUCAAAUACCAGGAGAUCAAAGAUGCAAGUUCUUCCUACAGAGGGUGAAAAUGCUCUGUCUGUAGUUGGUCCUAGGCCAAUGGAAUGGGCAACUGUACCGUAUAACGCUCCCCAAGCACCUGGGCAAAAUGGAAAACAAAGGACUUCCAGUUUGGAAUCGCCAAUCAUGUUGCUGACAGGUCAUCAGAGUGCUAUAUACACAAUGAAGUUUAAUCCGGCUGGAACGGUGGUUGCGUCUGGGUCGCAUGACAGAGAAAUUUUCUUAUGGUAUGUGCAUGGAGAAUGUAAGAACUUCAUGGUCUUAAAAGGGCACAAGAAUGCAGUUUUGGAUCUUCACUGGACUACUGAUGGGUCCCAGAUCAUAUCAGCCAGUCCGGACAAAACUCUCAGGGCAUGGGAUGUCGAAACGGGGAAACAAAUUAAGAAGAUGGCUGAGCAUUCCUCAUUUGUGAAUUCAUGCUGCCCAUCCAGGAGGGGUCCUCCUCUAAUAGUCAGCGGAUCUGAUGAUGGGACUGCCAAACUAUGGGAUAUGCGUCAAAGAGGUGCGAUCCAAACAUUUCCAGACAAAUACCAAAUUACAGCAGUAAGCUUCUCAGAUGCAUCCGAUAAGAUCUACACGGGUGGUAUUGACAAUGAUGUCAAGGUCUGGGACUUGCGCAAGGGUGAAGUAAUGAUGACACUUCAAGGGCAUCAAGAUAUGAUAACUGGUAUGUCGUUGAGCCCUGAUGGCUCCUAUCUUCUGACCAAUGGAAUGGACUGCAAGCUCUGCAUUUGGGAUAUGCGGCCAUAUGCGCCGCAGAACCGCUGUGUGAAGAUAUUGGAAGGGCAGCAACACAACUUUGAAAAGAACCUGCUGAAAUGUAGCUGGUCUCCUGAUGGAAGCAAGGUUACUGCUGGUAGUUCCGACCGGAUGGUAUACAUGUGGGAUACUACUUCUCGACGCAUCUUGUAUAAACUCCCCGGGCACACUGGAUCCGUGAACGAGAGCGUCUUCCACCCCAGUGAGCCAAUCAUUGGAUCUUGCAGUAGUGACAAGCAGAUUUAUCUGGGAGAGAUAUGAGUUGUACUGAAACAUAGUUGAAUCUGCCGCUUCUCAUCAAUCUGUUAGCUGCAUUAACAAAAGUGAGAUAUGAGAGGCUUGUAUCGCGUCCUAGUUUCAAAAACAAUUGCAACUAAUCCAGCGUUUUGUACAAACAUUUUGAUGAGUUUUUCAAUAUGACCUUGAAGUAUUGUUUAGAUAUGUAGAAUUUGGAAUUUGUAGAAGCUAUACGGCCAUUGCUUGGUGUCUGUUUGUCUUGUUUAAUCCUUGUUUGAUAGCGCUUUGGCUGACAAGGGAGAGUAAAUGCAUCAAAAUCUGGUUUAUUAGGUCUUUAACGCAUCAGGUUGUCAUAUUUUACAACGAUGCAAUUAAAAUCUUUCUUUGUCCCGCA